This is a messenger RNA of Mesocricetus auratus (golden hamster), 2016 nucleotides long. RefSeq names its product LHFPL tetraspan subfamily member 6 (gene Lhfpl6). The record is from RefSeq and is a predicted model, not a curated record. Lineage: Eukaryota; Metazoa; Chordata; Mammalia; Rodentia; Cricetidae. Bases 429 to 1031 code for a protein of 200 amino acids. Gene Ontology annotation, cellular component: membrane. The transcript is spliced from 4 exons.
UCGCCUGCCAAAGCCAGAGCCGGCAUCCGCGGUGCUCCCGGGCCGCACGGCCACAGCCGGCAGGCUCUCCGAGCGGGUCCUCCUGACCCUCCACCCCGGCUCUCCAGAGUCGUCCGGAUCCCUGUCGCGAUAGUGGAGAAGGCGAGAAGGACAGUCUUCCGUACCGCUCUGUCCCCGCCAGGGAAAGACAGCAAGUUGUGCUGCGCCCGGGACCCGCUAGGGACCGUGGCCGCCGCCCGGCCGGGGGCCACCAUCAUUACUACAAAGUAUGAAGGGUUGAUACCCAGGAAGACUAAAGAUUUGUUGCUGCCAGUAGCUGCAUCCUCCCUGAAGAACUGUGGAUUACCUGGGAGCGCCUAGUGAUCGCACACCUUCAUUCACGCCUCCAGGACAGUCACAUUGGGUCCUCACUGCAUUCCCGGUGAAAGAUGGCAUCCAGCCUGACUUGUACUGGAGUAAUCUGGGCUUUUGUCUCCUUCCUUUGUGCUGCCACUUCCUGCGUGGGCUUCUUUAUGCCUUACUGGCUCUGGGGAUCUCAGCUGGGCAAGCCUGUGUCCUUUGGCACCUUCCGGAGAUGCUCCUAUCCUGUGCACGAUGAGAGUCGGCAGAUGAUGGUGAUGGUGGAGGAAUGUGGGCGCUACGCCUCCUUCCAGGGCAUCCCCAGCGCAGAGUGGAGGAUCUGUACCGUUGUGACAGGCCUGGGCUGUGGCCUGCUCCUGCUGGUAGCUCUCACCGCCCUUAUGGGUUGCUGCGUGUCAGAGCUCAUCUCCAGGACAGUAGGAAGGGUGGCUGGAGGAAUACAGUUUCUGGGAGGCUUGUUGAUUGGCGCUGGCUGUGCCCUCUACCCCCUGGGCUGGGACAGUGAGGAAGUCCGGCAGACUUGUGGCUACAUCUCUGGCCAGUUUGACUUGGGCAAGUGUGAGAUCGGCUGGGCCUACUACUGCACCGGGGCGGGCGCUGCAGCCGCUAUGCUGCUGUGCACGUGGCUGGCUUGCUUCUCGGGCAAGAAGCAGAAGCACUACCCCUACUGAGAGCAGGCCCUCCCUCCCUCGGGAGCAAGUGGCAGAGAGGACGGACCACGGGGGACUGAUGGGGCCAAAGCAUCGGCUGCUUCCACAAGGAGGUUCUAACCCAGUACAACGUUAAUGUGAUGAAGUCAGAUCGAAUCUGGAACAUUCUCUAGGAAGGGGCGGGUGGUGGGGAAGUUGUCAAAAGCGUGGGGAAUAUGGGACAAUGGAGGAAAAUGGACCAAAGGCUGAGAACACUGUAGGAUGUUGUGUGUUUCUAUUCCACAAGGAUUAUUAAUGUAUGUCACACACACACAGCAAAUCUAUAUAUGCAAAUGAGGACCUCAUUUUUGUUCUCCUUCAAAAAGAUGAGGACUAGGGGAGUCAAAAGGGCUAGUAGAAACAGUAUUAUCUUAGGAAGCAGGACACGACAUGUACCCUGCAGACAUUCCCUGACAAUGAGGACUGAUCCUGAAAGCACAUAAUCACAUGCAUACAUACAUACAUACACACGCAUCACACACACAUCAUCACACUGCUGCACAGGGGGCAGCUGUGCACUGCUGCUCCUGAGUUUUUAAAAAUAUCCAUCUUACAGUAUCAUCACUUUAUAAAAGCAUACAUUAAGCCUAGUCCAUGGACCAAUAAGCCACUCUCAGUAUUUUUGAUAUCCUGCAUAAAUGCUUUAUGCCCGCAGCGUAUCUUUGGUGUUUAUGCAUAUCUUUAGGGGUAUUUGUAUUCAACGUUAUUCAAAGACAUAGUAGUGAUCUGAGUAGCUUCUGCUGUAAUAUCCUUGUGAAGAAACAGGACAGCUUUUGUCCACAAUAGGUAGGAAUUCAGUUGCAGAUUUGAGAGUGAAGAGAAUUCUUUCUCCAGUUAUUGGAUUUUUUUGGUUCAUUAUCCUACUGUGCUAUACUGCAAUUAUUUCAAUAUUCAUUUUUUAAAGGAAAAAAAGCACUAUUUUGUUUGUAUUUGAAAAGCUCUGUGAAUAAACUCUCUUUGAUCAAUA